AUGGUGUCCCUAUUCGGUGUCAAUUUCCACGAGGCCAAGCUUGUCCAGAAAGCCCUCCAACACUUCUAUGCCCUCGGUUCUCAGACUGCGACCCGGAUCAUGGCCAAGCACUCCAUCCACCCCAGAGCCAAGAUUGGCACGCUGUCGCCCAAGACCGUCACAGCCCUGACAGCCGAGUUAUCAACCAUGGUGAUAGAAAGCGAUGCGCGAAAGAUCAUCCAGGAUAACAUCAAACGAUUACGUGACAUGGGAACAUACCGCGGCAGAAGACACGCCAUGAACCUGCCCGUCCGCGGCCAACGGACAAGAAACCAGAACAAGACCGCCAUCAAGCUCAACAGAGUCGAGCGCAAGGGGUAG
Molecule: messenger RNA, 360 nt
Organism: Podospora anserina S mat+
Lineage: Eukaryota; Fungi; Ascomycota; Sordariomycetes; Sordariales; Podosporaceae
Exons: 3
Coding region: 1-360 (119 amino acids)
Biological process (GO): translation
Cellular component (GO): mitochondrion; small ribosomal subunit; ribosome
Molecular function (GO): structural constituent of ribosome; RNA binding
Source: RefSeq, a predicted model, not a curated record